AUGAAUCUUCGAGAAUCCACUCCCAUGAUGAUGAUGGUUCAUUCCGAAGCAUCCAAUGAUGUGGCUCUCACGACUCGGACAAAGCUGUGUCAACCCGGACACACGAUUGGCUCCAAUGAAUUGCAUCACUGUGAGGAGAAGGCCCAUGAUGAUGUUGUGAAUGGAAAAAUGGUUUCAAUCCUUCAACAACAAGAUGUGAAAGCUUCUUCUUUGCAUCCUUCUCCAUGUCAUCAUCACAUCAUUCAACCAAAAGAUAUUCUUGUAUUUUUAAUCAUGGUUCUUUUCAUAUCAUUGUCACAAUAUGGACUAGGUCAUUAUGUGAUGCGAAGGAAUGAAUUUACUUUGAUGGAAUAUACAGCUGCUUGUUUUGUGAGUGUGUCGGCUUUGAUUGGAGGAUUUCAAUUUUAUUUUAAAGCUCAACAAUUGGCACUUUCCACAUUUAGCAAAUCAGAAUAUUUCAAUGUCGAUUGUUUUGUUGAUCGAUACAUUCCUUUCAUACCUCAUUCGAUUUAUUUAUACUCAUUUGGAGAUUUAUUUAUUAUGGCAUGCAUUAUUCCAACCUCUCCCACAAUGAAUCAACUCAUUCAUAUAUUAUUUGGAUUACUGAUUGUCACAUUGUGUCAAUGCUUAAUUUUUGUGACAUUUCCUUCGAACGUGCCAGCUCAUUAUCGCAUGGAAUUAAAAAAAUACGAAGAAAAGUAUGGUAAACUGGAUCGAAUGACAAAGUAUCUUUUCGAAAUGAUGCAUCAAAUGGAUCAUGACACGAAUACAGUGCCAUCAGGUCAUUGCUCAAUAGCUACCUAUUUAUCGAUCACACAGUGGCAUAUCUUUGGAGUUUUCACUUUAUUGAACCCGUUACUUAUUGCAUGUAGUUGUGUCAUGACCAAACAACAUGCAUUCAUGGAUACAGUGUUAGGAAUAUUAUUUGGAUUUGUGAUCUAUGCUGUUGUAAAUGUCAAUACUAUUUUUUAA
This is a messenger RNA of Naegleria fowleri, 972 nucleotides long. RefSeq lists its product as uncharacterized. The record is from RefSeq and is a predicted model, not a curated record. Bases 1 to 972 code for a protein of 323 amino acids. The transcript is spliced from 2 exons. Lineage: Eukaryota; Heterolobosea; Eutetramitea; Acrasida; Naegleriidae.